Messenger RNA from Balearica regulorum gibbericeps (East African grey crowned-crane), 1785 nucleotides. The record is from RefSeq and is a predicted model, not a curated record. Lineage: Eukaryota; Metazoa; Chordata; Aves; Gruiformes; Gruidae.
AGAUCUGUGCGUCUGAUGAAGAAUGACACCAUGAACUUCCAGAAAUUCCCCUACACCAAUGAAGAUGAAGCCUGGAAAACCUACCUAGAGAACCCCUUGACUGCAGCCACCAAAGCUAUGAUGAGAGUGAACGGAGAUGAUGACAGCGUGGCUGCCCUGAGCCUGCUCUAUGACUACUACAUGGUCCCAAAGGAGAAGAGGAUUCUUCCAUCUGGUAUGAUGGGACGCAAUGAACUAGGAAAGAGGCACUGCCACGGCAUGGAGUACGACCCAGAGAUCGCAUCCUUUGAUGGCUCAGCCCAUCUCAUGAAGCUCUUGUCUGAAAAUGUUUCCAUGACCCAAGAAUAUUGUGAGCCACAGAAGAAGAAUGGCUUAAGUCUUGAAGGCGUCCCUACUUCUCACAAGCCAGCCAUGCUUCCACCAGGCACUAGCAAGCUGGAUGCCACCCCAGAGAACUACAUGGUCCCUCCAGGGGAUGUGUACGACAACAGCUCAUUGAACUCCCUCUUCGAGACCAUCCCCGUAGCCCCACCACAGCAGCGGUGGCAGCCAGACAGCACUUUCAAAGAGGAUCCCCAGGAGUCGCUGCUCUUCAGUGAUAUCCUUAAACCCCAGCCAGAGCCACCUUGCCCUGAGAGUUAUGCUACGGACGGUGUUAAGAGUGACUUUGAAUACACUCUGGGGUCACCCAAAGCCAUUCACAUCAAAUCUGGGGACUCUCCCAUGGCCUACCUCAACAAAGGACAGUUCUACCCCAUCACGCUGCGGACAGCUGGAGACAGCAAAUGUUUACACUUGUCCUCAAAUAAAGUGAAGAGUGUUGUGAUGAUCGUUUUUGACAACGAAAAGAUCCCAACGGAGCAGCUCAAGUUCUGGAAGCACUGGCAUUCCCGCCAGCCAACGGCCAAGCAGAGAGUCAUUGACGUUGCUGACUGUAAAGAAAACUUCAACACAGUGCAGAACAUUGAGGAGUUGGCCUACAAUGCACUGUCUUUUGUGUGGAACAUCCAUGAAGAAGCAAAGGUAUUUAUUGGGGUGAAUUGCCUGAGCACAGACUUCUCCUCCCAGAAAGGAGUGAAAGGUGUCCCGCUCAACCUCCAGAUAGACACUUACGACUACGGCAACGGAACCAGCCAGCUGGUGCACCGCGCCGUCUGCCAGAUCAAAAUAUUCUGCGAUAAGGGAGCAGAGAGGAAAAUGCGGGAUGAUGAAAGGAAACAGUUCAGAAGGAAAGGAAAAUGCCUGGACUCCAAUAACAAUGGUCUGAAAGGCUGUUUGCUCUCUGGCUUCAGAGGGAAUGAAAUCACGUUCCUGAGGCCAGAGACUGACCUCGAAACCCAGCCAGUCCUGUUUAUCCCCAACGUCCAUUUUUCAAACCUGCAGAGGUGUGGCACGGUGCUCCCUCCUGCUGUUCCCAACUCUGCAAACAGGCUGCCCUUAAAACGGAGUGGUGCCUCAUUCACAGAUGAGUUUGACCCGAUACCUCCAAAGCAAACCAAGGAAGAAGAUCCUCUGAGAGUCUUGUUGUAUGUGCGGAGGGAGUCAGAGGAAGUGUUUGAUGCUCUCAUGUUGAAGACACCAGAUCUCCAGGGCCUCAGGACAGCUAUUUCAGAAAAAUAUGGGCUUCCUGAAGAAAGCAUUUAUAAAGUCUACAAAAAAUGCAAAAGAGGGAUCCUAGUGAAUAUGGACAACAACAUCAUCCAGCACUACAGCAACCACAUGGCCUUUCUCCUGGACAUGGUGGAAGCGGAGGACAAGUUCCAGAUCAUCCUCAAGGAGCUAUAA